AUGUCAGGCUCGGAAGAUGACACACUGGUGGUGAACGGCGAGGCCAUACCAGCUCGGAAGAACCUGCUGUCGGCGCUCCGAGCGUUCCGAAGGCGGAAAGACACCGCCUAUCUAUGGGUGGAUGCGGUCUGCAUAAACCAGGACGACCUCGAGGAGAAGAUGACCCAAAUAAAUCUGAUGGGGGAUAUUUACAGCCUCGCGGAGCGGACCGUGAUAUGGCUGGGCCCUGCGGAGAAUGACAGUGAUGUCGCCAUGGAUGCUGUGCGCGACUUGGAGGAGAAAGACGUCGAGUCACCUCGGUUUGAGGAGAAGAGGGGUGUUUGGAAGGCUAUCAGGUUAUUGCUUCAACGCUCCUGGUGGACUAGGGUCUGGAUCUUACAGGAGGCCUUCCUGUCUCAAAAUCCAAUCGCCCGAUGUGGCGACAAGGACAUACCCUUCGAGUGCUUUGUGAAGCUUAAGGAGCUGACCGAUGCUUCGUACUGGAAAGAGCAAGAAAAAUGGCAAGACAACAUGCUGUUCCAAGGCGUGCCGUUCACAACGUGUCUUUCAAAUUGGAACAUCACAAGACAGCUGUAUCAAGGGGGUGACUCGCCAUUCUCGUGGAUCACGACGACAAGUACGAACUUGGAGUGCACUGUGCCUCACGACAGGAUCUACGGCGUCCUGGGGAUGUGUUUUCCCGAGGACCGGGCCGCCAUUAAACCCGACUACAACAGGCCGCUGCGUGAUGUCGUUAUAGACGUCGUGCUGCGAUCACUCAAAUCAUCGGGCCUCUUAUUCCUCAGCUAUGUCGGGCCUGAGGAGAACAAAAAGCUCGACCUACCGUCCUGGGUGCCCGACCUCACAGCCCUGGACGGCACCCAGCGCCUGCCCACCGCCAGGGAGGCCCAGCACAAUUUCAAGGCCUUCCUGGACCCCACGGACCCGGCGUGGGCGACCUUGUUCGGGAACUCAAAGCUCGCCCCGGAAGUGGCGGAGCUGACUUGCGACUGGAACCGGGAGCGGGGCGUGUUCCAUCUCUACGGCUGCCUGUGCGACGUCAUAACGAAAGCUGACCCCAUGCCUUUCGUUCCCGAAUACAAAGGAUACGACCCUGCCGUGGCAGCAAAGACAAAAAGAACACGUGUAAAUCUCACGGUCGACACCUUCCAGAAGUGGGAGGGCCUCGCGCUGCCCGCUACGCCUGCACCAUCUACCGGAUCCACAACGACAACAACAACGGCGACCAAACCUGACCCCGACGCCUACGCGGGGCUACCCGGAGGGCGGAGGGCCGCCUUCUGGCGGACACUCAGCUGCGACGGGCUGGUGUUCGGCGAGCGGCCGCUGCCGGAGGACUUCGAGGAGCGCUUCGAGGCGCUCCUGGGCCGGCGGGCGCCGCCGGGAUCGGGGGAUCGGGCGGCGCGGGAGCCGAUGCGCAACGACUGGGUCAGGGAGUAUGGCGUUCCCGCGGUGGCCAAGUGCGUGAACAAGUCGUUCGUCCUCACCGCCCUCGGGCGUGUGGGCCUGGCGGUCCGGGGCGCGCAGGAAGGUGACUUCGUGAUCAUCGCGCGCGGCGGCAGGGUGCCGUACGUGAUCCGUAGGCUCUCGGAGGGAUCCUUCAGGUUCGUGGGCGAGGUCUAUCUCCACGGGGUGAUGGACGGCGAGGCUGUGUCGGAGGCGGCCCGGCAGGGGUGGAACAUGAUCCGUUUUCCCCUCCGGUGA
This is a messenger RNA of Diaporthe citri, 1704 nucleotides long. RefSeq lists its product as uncharacterized. The transcript is spliced from 2 exons. The record is from RefSeq and is a predicted model, not a curated record. NCBI's taxonomy places the organism in Eukaryota, Fungi, Ascomycota, Sordariomycetes, Diaporthales, Diaporthaceae. The coding region runs from base 1 to 1704 and encodes 567 amino acids.